Carlito syrichta (Philippine tarsier) is the source of this 3710-nucleotide messenger RNA. RefSeq names its product glucocorticoid induced 1 (gene GLCCI1). Lineage: Eukaryota; Metazoa; Chordata; Mammalia; Primates; Tarsiidae. The record is from RefSeq and is a predicted model, not a curated record. The annotation marks the transcript as partial. Gene Ontology annotation, cellular component: cytoplasm. The transcript has 7 exons.
AUAGUGGAUAGGCCAAAAUCUCAGCAAGUUCGAACCUCCAGUACCAUAAGGCGAACCUCCUCUUUGGAUGCAAUCACAGGACCUUACCUCACAGGACAGUGGCCACGGGAUCCUCACGUUCACUACCCUUCAUGCAUGAAAGACAAAGCUACUCAGACACCUAGCUGCUGGGCAGAAGAGGGAGGAGAAAAGAGGUCACAUCAGCGUUCGGCAUCAUGGGGGAGUGCUGAUCAACUAAAAGAGCAGAUCGCCAAGCUGCGGCAGCAGCUCCAGCGCAGUAAGCAGAGCAGUCGCCACAGCAGGGAGAGGGAUCGCCAGUCACCUCUCCAUGGCGGCCAGAUCACAGUCAGUCACACUCAGGCUACUGGAUCAAGGUCAGUUCCUAUGCCACUGUCAAAUAUAUCAGUGCCAAAAUCAUCUGUUUCACGUGUGCCCUGCAAUGUAGAAGGAAUAAGUCCUGAAUUAGAAAAGGUAUUCAUUAAAGAAAAUAAUGGGAAGGAGGAAGUGUCCAAGCCCCUGGAUAUCCCUGAUGGCCGGAGAGCUCCCCUGCCUGCUCACUACCGGAGCAGCAGUACUCGCAGCAUUGACACGCAGACGCCUUCUGUCCAGGAGCGCAGCAGCAGCUGCAGCAGCCACUCACCCUGCAUCUCCCCCUUCUGCCGCCCGGAGUCCCAGGAUGGCAGCCCUUGCUCAGCAGAAGACUUACUCUAUGAUCGCGAUAAAGACAGUGGGAGUAGCUCACCGUUACCCAAGUAUGCCUCAUCUCCCAAACCAAACAACAGCUACAUGUUCAAACGCGAGCCCCCAGAGGGAUGUGAGCGAGUGAAGGUCUUUGAGGAAAUGGCGUCUCGCCAGCCUAUCUCGGCCCCUCUCUUUUCAUGUCCUGACAAAAACAAGGUUAAUUUCAUUCCAACCGGAUCAGCUUUCUGUCCUGUGAAACUCUUGGGCCCCCUUCUGCCUGCUGCCGACCUGAUGCUCAAGAACUCUCCCAGCUCCGGCCCGAGUGCCACACUGGCGACCCUGACGGUGGAGCAGCUCUCCUCCCGGGUCUCCUUCGCGUCCCUUUCUGAUGACACCAGCACUGUGGGCUCCACAGAAGCCCCUGCCCAGCAGCCGAACCAGCAGCAGCAGCUCCUACAGGACUUGCAGGUGGAGGAGCAUGGCUCUGCCCAGAGCUACAUGGUCAUCUAGGGCAGGGGCUGGCCUGCCCCAUGGCCUGUGGCUUGGGGACAGGGCCUUGGACAUCUGCCUGCCUGCAUGGAGCGAUGAACUCUGAACACCAUCACCAGAAUACUUCUCAGCAUCGGAAAGUAUCUCUUGACACUGAUCUUGGCAGGGACGGAACUCUUAUUCAGCAGUUUUUGUGGAAAGCAGUAAUGCUUGCAAAAACGUGUGUGUCAUUCAGCAUUUUAAGUGGAGACUAUGCAUUUCAUAGUUUGUUUGACAGAUUAGUAAUGUGUCCUGUGUUUUGUUCCAAAUUCUUCAGUAUAAAUAAGCUCUAUAUCAAAAAGUUGCCUGUCUAAAUAGAAAACGUCUUGCUGUGUUUGUCCUAUGGAAAAUACUGUACUUCAGGAUUAUGUUUACAAUUGAUCCAGGUGUUUGUUUCUAACUUCUGUAAUACAUACAAUGCAAAAAAAAUGGCCACAACAGUUGCACAGUGUCCACCCUAUGGCCUCGCUUCAGGUACUUCAGGUGAAGUCUAAACUCAGGUAUCUUGGAAUGUAUGUCAUAGUGGGGUGUGGACUGCUCGCAGCCACAAACUCACGAGGGAACAGCACUCUCUGCCUUUCCGUCUUGUAUGCAUUUUCCUUUCCUCAUGACAUUCCACAGCUUAGAAUACGAAGUGUACUCACCUAGGAGAAGGGUAACCCUGGAUGGGUGAGCAUAAGGAGAACCAGCAAACCUGUGGUGUCGGACAUCACCUUUGUCAUGUGGUUACCAGUAGAACAACUGUUGCAUUCACUGUUUUAACAUGUGUAAAGGUGGCUUUUAAAAGUUUGGACAUCCUGCAGUUAAGGACUGUUACAAUGUUGCAAAUCAAUUGUUUAGGACUGUACAUAAACAUUCCACAUCGUGUGUCAUGAAGUUGGAGGACAAGAGUGUCUAGAUUUAAUUUCAGAAGAAGCAAAGUGUUUGACAGGGGAUGGUUGGGAUUUUUUUGUUGUUGUUUAUGUUGGCCAUCAGGGUCCCAACUGUUACUAUUUUCUCUAAAGGCAUAUUUAUGUUUAGCUUCUCUUUUGGAAAUUCCUUAAUCUGCAUGUUAAGAAAUGACAUCUUUUUGGUGACUUUUACUCAAGCAGCUUAGGUGCUUGAGCUGCAUCGAAGUGGACGAGAGAACACUUGGGCCUCAGAAUCUGUGCAGCGUAAGUAUGCAGGUUAUUCGGUGACUUAAAAGAGCAGUAGUUUGAAGGUGUCUAAUUUAAGCCUCUCUUAAUACUAUCAUGAAUAGUUAAGAUUUGCAAUGUGUGAAGUAGAGCAUAAACCCAAGUAAGUAGCCUUGAACUUGCCGACUUGACAUAAGUGCUCCACGGAGCUUGAAGAGAGCCCUCAAAGUUCUGAUGGUCAGUGGGAGAGCUCCACCUUCCAGACGUCAUGCUCUUCAGCACAAAGAGAGUGUCCAGAAGCAAAGGGAAGCUUUUGAGUUUUUAUUCCAGUUUUUCAGUUCAGUGAAACCUCGAGUUGUUUCAUCUGCACCUAAAGUGUAUGGCACUAUUUUCUUAGGAAUUAGGGGAGCAAGGUGCCUACAGCUAAAGGAACGUUUCAGUUCCCUCCAGUCAUUCCUGGGCUUUCUCUGUUUUGUUUAUUUUCUAAGGUGGUCAAAGGAGGAUGAGGUGAUAGAGAAGAAAGCAACACCAUUGAUUUUUUUUAAAGAAGCGAUAUACAUGUGUGUAUAUGUGUGCGUUGUGUAUUCUGUGUAUUACUUUGUCAUGAUCCAGUUAUCUUCUUUCCACCAAAGUUUGCAGUAAUACUCUCUCCUGAAGGUGCAUUCUGGCUCCUUUAAAUCAGUCAGUGUUAUAUUGUAGGAGAUUGGCAUGGGGAAAAGGACUCAGUUUACUUUUGCCAUUUCCACAGGGGAACCUUUUAAAAUAUCUUCUCAGCAGCAGAUACCUUUAACCCUAAUAAUCUCAGGCCUUGAUGAAAAUACUAUAUUUUGUAGAUUAUGGUUAAAGGGAGAUAAAUACUAGUUCCGUAAGAUAAAUAUGAGCUCCACUGUACUUCUGAUAUCUGGUUUGGCAUCACGUAAUGUGUUGGUCUCAUGCUCUGCUUUUGUCCAAGUAUGAUACAAUAGUAUCAACGUACACUUCAGAAAAAUGGACUGAAUAUGCUUUUUUGGUGAUGAAAUCUGAUGUAUGAUAUUUAUAGUGAUAUGUGCUUUUAUUUUCUCAUAAGGAACUAAAUAUUGUGUUGUACAUUUGUUCUUAGCAUAUAUUAAAGUUUUGAACCAAAUGUGUUAAAGCUUAUGCUUUGCCAUGUAAAUUUCCCAGAAGUUGUUGAGCUCAAAUGUAUCCUACAUCCAGCUGUAGAAAUUUGUCAGAAGUUGUUUAAAUUUUGUAUAUAGUUGUACUGUUUAAUUCUAGCCACUGUGUUGAACAGUAUUUGAGUUACCAUACAAUAUGGCUUUACACAAGGAAAUGUGUGGCUUUUGUUUUGUAUUUUUUUCAGUAUAGAAGUUCCUGUGUCUUAUUUAAAUAAAAUUAUUAGUAAAACUG